UGCAUUUAGCGAUCAAUCCAAGUCGUUAAUUAAAAUGGAGUUGUCGUUGACGAUCAUACCUGGCUUGACGGACGAUGUAGCGGCGCUCUGCCUCUCACGAAUCCCGCGCUCAAACUUUCGUGUACUUUCUCAGGUCUGCCGGCGAUGGAAGACCUUCCUCAGGAGCGAGCAUUUCGCCGCCGUUCGAAAGUUGACCGGAACGGUGGAGGAGUUCAUGUGUGUUUUGAUGGAAACCGUGCCUGGCAAGAAAGUGUACUGGGAAGUUUUCGACAGCUCUGGGAACAAACUGGGACAGAUACCUAACGUCCCUGGGCCACUGAAGUGGGGAUACGGCGUCACGGUGCUCGGUGGCGAGAAGAUUUUGUUCAUCGGUGGAUAUACGGGGAUCGGAGGCUGUGUGACCAAUAGAAACACUCCCCUUGCUUCGGCUGAUGUUUACGAGUUUGAUCCUGCUACUAACAGCUGGGGGAAACUGCCGGACAUGAACAUACCACGUUACAACUUUGCAUUAGCUGAAGUGGACGGCCUUUUGUAUGUGGUUCGAGGCUAUACCAAUGAUGGUUAUUGCCUUCUCAACUCUGAUGUAUACAACCCGGAAACUAAUCAGUGGACCCUUAUGGAUUGUCCACAAUUCCGAAAUAUCAGUGGCUUUGCAUUCUCCUUCAAGUCCAAACUCUACGCUUUAGGCAAUGGAUCAUGCACCGUCGACAUAUAUGACCCUAAAACAAAGACAUGGGAAGAGUUAGAGUUGGAGAAAUCAAUGUCUGUCUACUCCUACACUGUUGUGAGGAACAAAGUGUAUUUCUUGGACAAGGACUUGACUGGACGUCUGGGAGUGUUUGAUCCAGAGGAGAACUCAUGGACCACGGUGUUUGUGCCUACGGUGGCGGGAGGUUUCCGGUUUGGAGUAGGGCAAUGGAACAAUAAGGUUCUGCUGUUUUCAAGGCUUUCUGUACAUGAGACCAUAAUCAAUGAUUUUGAUAAAGAGAAAGGGUCCAAGUGGAGAUAUUGUAGUCAGAUUAAACCAUCUGGUUCUCACUUGUUCAGCGUUCUCAUCAACUUCUGAUUUCCCCCUUUGACUUGCAAUCUUUUCUCUAGUGUGUGUGCUUAACGUUUUGUGGCUGUGUCUUGUGUGUCUGGCAAAUGCCCUCAACUUUGUCAAACUGAUUCUUAUAUAUGUAUUUUCGCGAUUAAUGCGCAUGAAUUUAAUUUUGAGAAAUAAAAAUUGAAUGCAAGUUGUCUGUUUUUCCUAUGGUUUUAAAAAUCGGUAUGGGCGGCGACUCAGUCCUUUAAAUCCGAUUGAUAUGACUCAAAUCAUUUGCAACUGUUUUAAAUAGAUUAAAACCAAUUUGUAUCGAUUUAAAUUAGUUUAAAUCUGUUAAAUUAAGCAAUAAUGUUAGUAAGAAUUCUCAAAUUUGUCUAGUUUAUUUUGUUUGUAUAUCUAAUUUUGAUAAUUCAUCAAAAUUAUUCAACUCAAAAUUGAAAUAUUUUAUAUAAAUAAAAAUAUAUAAAAUAAAUCAAUAAUUUGACAAAGUCUAAGCCUCGCUUAGCUUCGAAUAAUCCGUCUAGUCGCAUCUCAUCUACAAAGUGAUUAGUUAUCACCUAACGAUUUCUUAAACAUUGGUUUUCCCGUUUUCCAUUCUUGAUUAAGUACAAAAUGUUUGCUUUUCUUCUGACUUAUAACCAACACUGAUAAAUAAGGAACAACAACUAAAAUGGAUUAUAAGAGCAUGUUCAACGGAAAUAUCCAUAAGAUAUCUCACACUUAAAAGAAAAAAAAAAGAGAAUAUGAGAGAAAUA
Messenger RNA from Brassica rapa (field mustard), 1800 nucleotides. Its product is annotated as putative F-box/kelch-repeat protein At1g27420. Gene Ontology annotation, molecular function: protein binding. NCBI's taxonomy places the organism in Eukaryota, Viridiplantae, Streptophyta, Magnoliopsida, Brassicales, Brassicaceae. The record is from RefSeq and is a predicted model, not a curated record.